This is a messenger RNA of Trypanosoma theileri, 291 nucleotides long. RefSeq lists its product as uncharacterized. The annotation marks the transcript as partial. The record is from RefSeq and is a predicted model, not a curated record. NCBI's taxonomy places the organism in Eukaryota, Euglenozoa, Kinetoplastea, Trypanosomatida, Trypanosomatidae. The transcript has a single exon.
AUGAGUCCCACUGUUCAGUACACAGUAAAAGAGAACAACACAACCACAACAAGUAGCGGUGCUGCAGUGCCCAUCCAUACAGGACUGAUACUGCUGUCAACAUUAGCCUUGUUCUGCACUGCGGAAGCGAUGGUGUUAAUCUCUUUGUUGGGUAUGGGUACAGGAGAUGGAGUGGUGGUUGGUGCUUCUGUGGUGGUGUUCUCGGAGAUCGGCGUAGUAGUGGAAUUGGUUUCUUGUGAGUCUGCGGGAGUCACACUGUUACCUGCAUUCGACACGGCUCUUUCACUUUGU